Messenger RNA from Sabethes cyaneus, 1124 nucleotides. RefSeq lists its product as uncharacterized. The coding region runs from base 8 to 973 and encodes 321 amino acids. The transcript is spliced from 3 exons. NCBI's taxonomy places the organism in Eukaryota, Metazoa, Arthropoda, Insecta, Diptera, Culicidae. The record is from RefSeq and is a predicted model, not a curated record.
AAAAUAUAUGUUAUGCAGAACUGUUAUCAUUUUUCUGCUUCGGAAAAGACGGGCAUUUCCGGUUUCCGCAAACAAGUGGUACGAAUUACAAGUAAUAAACCCACUAGCAAUAAAAUUAGGUUACAAAGGGAAACAAAACAAAACACAAAAACGUCAAAUCAGAGUUGAGGUUAGGCACCAUGCAAAGAUAAAAAAAGAACCUAGAGAUGAUACGGACUUGGAGCAGCGUAUUCCACGUCAUUUGGUGCAGCGAGAUAUAGCGGCAAACAUUUCCGUAUCAGUGAAUACCAUUGACUUGACCCGUGACGAAUAUUUCAAUGAAUUCGAGAGCUUCCUUAACAGUAUCCAAGAUUACCGUAAACCGCGAAAGGACAAAAGAAUUUUCCGCCAACUAAAACAUGUUGAAGAAGUCCUAGCUCUACAAACAGUUCAUUUACAACUGAUUAGUUUUUAUCAGGAAGCUUACAUUGGCACUUUGUUUGGAAUUAAUUUUAAAAAUGUCAUGAUAUAUGGAAGGAUCAUCCCGGGUGCUGUACGGCAGGAAAAUAAUACACAAAUUUACAAAUUAGACGAUGGAUCGGGAACGGUUGAUGUCCAUUAUGCUCAUGGUUUACCAAAGGAUGUUGAAAAUCUAGUUUCCAUCAAUAAAUGCGAGGAUAUUCUUGCAACACGCAGUCCUCUCAAUGAAGAACAAGUACCUGACAGUACAGAAGAAAAGGAACAUUUGAAACUCUUGCUAGCGUUGGUGAAAAAUCGUUGCCAGCAACGAUUAGAAUAUUUUACACUUGGCACUCGAUGUUUCGUUAUCGGUCGACCGUUUUUAAAUCGAUGGGAUCGUGUCUCGAUUUACGCCUAUACUAUGCACGCCGACGCUGAUGCACCAGAAAAGUCUGCAGAAGUGUUCUGGAAAACGCACCUCGCCAUAUGUUAUGAACAGAGGUAUGCUCCUGCCCUAGGGAUAAAUCAACGGUGAUAUAACAUUUUGAAUGUCUUAAGUGCUAUUUUCAAGUGCAUUUAAUUACGCUGAUAAGAAGUUUAUAAAAUUGAGUAAUUUUGAUGUAUAUUUCCGCGCACAUAUUCUAAAAAAAAGUAUCAUUCCAGCACAAAAGAAUAUAACGCGUGAU